Messenger RNA from Melanotaenia boesemani (Boeseman's rainbowfish), 10156 nucleotides. RefSeq names its product myosin XVAa (gene myo15aa). The record is from RefSeq and is a predicted model, not a curated record. Lineage: Eukaryota; Metazoa; Chordata; Actinopteri; Atheriniformes; Melanotaeniidae. Gene Ontology annotation, cellular component: cytoskeleton; myosin complex. The coding region runs from base 1 to 9513 and encodes 3170 amino acids. Gene Ontology annotation, molecular function: ATP binding; protein binding; cytoskeletal motor activity. The transcript is spliced from 67 exons.
AUGCCACCCAAGAAAGGUGACUCAAAAUCAGCUGCCAAGAAAGGCAAGUCAGAGGAGCCAAAGAAGGGAGGAAAGGAUGAUAAGAAGGGAGGAAAAGAUGAUAAGAAAGGAGGAAAGAAGGCAGAGGAGCCACCAACAAAGGGAAAAGGGAAGGAUGAUGGGAAGAAGGGAAAAGGAAAGAAACCUGUCAGCGAGUCAGAGGAGGGGUCAGAGGAAGAAGAAUCAUCCGAGAUGAAGACUGAAGAAGAAAGUGGUGACAGUGAGGAAGAAGUAGUAACCAAGAAAGCAGGACAGCAGGACAAAGGAAAAGGAAAGGCAGCACUGAAAGGUGCAUCCAAAGCCAUGGCUAUGAAGGGCUUAAAGCCUCCUAAACGCUCAUCUCCUGAUGAUGACGAUGAGGAGGAAGAAGAGCAAGGAAAGUCAAAUAAGAAAGGCAUGGGUGCAGUUAAUUUAAAAAAAAUGAGUGAUGUCCACAUUAAAGGAGCUUCCAAGGCAAUGAUGGGGUUUGCUGCAGAAGGACAGAAGAAGAAUUUAGGAGUAGAAAAAGCACAGAAAACAACAGAUGCAAAAUCUCACCUCAAAGGAGCCUCAAAAGCCCUUUCAGGACUCACAGGAAAGGCCUCUCCUUUUGCCUUUCCUUCUAAACAGCAACAAGAAAAAGCAAAGCCAAAGCGAAACCUCAAAAGCACCUCUCGUCUGUUCCUACGGCUGUCCAAAAAAAAGAAACCCUCUGCUGAUGAGGACAUGGACUAUGAUGAUGAAGAGUGGGAGGAUGAAUAUGGUUACUAUGAUGAUGAGGGCAACUUCUAUUAUGAUGAUGAGCUCUACUAUGAUGAUGAUGAUGUAGAUGAAUAUGGUUACCCUUAUAGCUAUUAUGACGAUGGUUAUGAGGAUUACUAUGGUGAAGAAGGGGUUCAGUAUUACUAUGGUGAAGAUGGAAUGCUGUAUGCAAUAGAACCAGAGUCAUUUGAUUAUUAUGGCGAUGCCACAUAUGGUUUCUCUGACCCAUCUGAACUGUAUGAGGAUUAUUUUGACCACAAUUUAGUUUCUAAUUGUACUGUGUCAGAUGCGUACGGCAUGAUGAGUGAAACAGCCCCUUCUGCAUCAUCUGCUCUCUCCUCUCCACACUUGUCUUCUGCCAUGCUUACCUCUCAGCUGCGUAAUGCCUCCUUUGCAUCACCUCUUCAGAGACACCUCUCCCCUACAUCUUCUGCCUCACCUGCUCCUCCUCCCACUACACCUCAACAAGGAAGUAUCAGAGGUAGCUCUUUAUUCUCUGGUGGACUGAGGACUUCUCAGAUCCAGGGAUCUAUGUUCAAGCUUCCAGGUGGUACUUUGACACGGCCCCAGGGCCCUGUGGAACCAUCAGCUACAAGAAACGGUGUGGGCAGUGGGAGGCUGUCACCCUCUGCACUUUCUAAUGCCCUGCAGAACUCAAGUCUACGUCAGGCCACCUAUAGACUUCCUGAUGGCUCACUGAUUACCAGAAAUGAACCUGCUGAACAACCACCACCUGUCUCCUCCUCUAUGCUGUCUUCUGCACUGUUGAACCCCAAUGUGCGUAAAGCUACAUACAAGCUACCAGAUGGAACCCUGGUUACAAGAAAUGAGCCAGCACCUGAGUCUUCCUCUACUAUGCUUUCCUCUGCACUUCUCAAUGCAAAUGUUCGAAAAGCUUCUUAUCGAUUACCAGAUGGUUCAAUUCUAACACGUCCAGGAGAGGAGCCUAAGAGCGCUGAGAGUGCAAUAGCAUCACCUGGACUAUCUGGUGCCCUGAUGAACGCUAACCUCCGUCAGUCAAAGUUUCAGCUCCCAGGAGCUUCAUCUCUGUUUUCACGAAACCAACCUCAAGCUCCUUCCAGUCCUCUCCUUUCUGGUGCCUUGAUAAACACCAACCUCCGCGGUGCUUCUUACAAUCUCUCAGCCUCAUCAUUAUUUAGGCAGCCUGGAUCUGCUAAUACCUCAGAGCAACGCUCACUUGAUCUCUCCAAUGCUCUCCGCAACCAAAACCUCCGAUCUGCCUCCUACCGUUUGCCAGAUGGAACUCUCAUGACCCGCUCUCAGACCACUACUGCACCCCAGUCACUAGACCUGUCUAAUGCUUUGUCAAAAAACCCAAACCUUCGUGGGGCAAAAUAUCGUCUCCCUGACGGUAAUAUCAUGACGCGACUUGGUGCCCCAAGCACUCCACAAUCACGGUCACUUAACCUCUCUGGUGCUUUGCAGGGCUCUCAACUCAAGGGGGCCUCUUUCCGUUUGUCCUCCUCAUAUGCUGUAGUAUCCCCCCAGGUUCAGGGUUCUGGUCCUGAACAGCACUGGGCGCAAGGCUCUGGCACUGAAAUGCAGCAUGAUAUGGAUGUGUGGGGGGCCGAGAGAGUUCUUCCCCAUGGAACAGUACAGAAUCUCAAUAAAUGGUCCAUGUAUAGAGAUGGAGAGCUCCUUGAGCCCCACAGCCUGAUGGAACAGGGACAUGUGGGGGAGCAACCAGGGGAGUGGAAUCUUGACAGAGAGGGUGAACCAAAGGGGCAAUGGUUUGACAAGAUGUACUCAAUCCGAAGCAUGGCCACUGUAGCUCACCGGGAGCAAAGAGAGGAAGAUGGUGUGGAGGAUAUGACCCAGCUGGAGGAGAUGCAUGAGGGAGCUGUUCUACUGAACAUAAAGAAAAGGUUUGAGAGAGAGAUCAUUUACACAUACAUUGGUAGCAUUCUGGUCUCUGUGAAUCCUUACAGGAUGUACAACAUCUAUGGAACAGAUGUCGUGCUGCUGUACAAGGGUUGUGCUCUGGGAGAGAACCCUCCGCAUUUGUUUGCCAUAGCAAAUGCUGCUUAUUCCAAAAUGAUGGAUGCCAAACACAACCAGGUCAUUAUAAUCAGUGGGGAGAGCGGCUCCGGAAAAACAGAAGCCACCAAACUUGUCCUUCGCUACCUUGCAACAAUACAUCACAAAUCGAAUCUUGCACAGCAGAUUGAGAUACUUGAGGCAGCUCCUCUACUGGAAUCUUUUGGAAAUGCCAAAACUGUGAGGAAUGAUAAUUCCAGUCGCUUUGGAAAAUACAUAGAGGUCUUUCUGGAAGAUGGUGCGAUCAGUGGUGCCAUAACCUCUCAGUAUCUACUGGAAAAGUCCCGUAUUGUCUUCCAGGCCAAAGAUGAGAGGAACUAUCACAUCUUCUACGAGAUGCUUGCAGGUCUUCCGUCUCAGCAGAAGCAGACUUUCUAUCUGCAAGAAGCUGAAACCUACUAUUACCUCAACCAGGGAGGGAACUGUGGGAUAACAGGAAAGAACGAUGCUGAUGACUUCCGACGUCUGUGUUCUGCCAUGGAAAUCCUUCAUUUCACUCCAGAGGACCAGUUGGCCAUCUUCAGAGUUCUCUCUUCUAUACUGCACCUAGGCAAUGUCUACUUUCAGAGACAUGAGACUGAUGGCCAGGAGGUGGCGUCAGUGGUAAGUGCUCAGGAGAUCCGAGUUGUGGCAGAGCUGUUGCAGAUCUCACCAGAUGGACUACAGAAAGCCAUCACCUACAAAGUCACAGAGACGAUGAGGGACAAAAUCUACACCCCUCUGACUGUAGAAAGUGCUGUUGAUGCCAGAGAUGCUGUUGCCAAGAUCCUGUACUCGUUAGUGUUCCACUGGUUAACAGAAAGGAUCAAUGCUCAGGUGUACCCUUGCCAACACACCCUCUCCAUCUCCAUUCUGGACAUUUAUGGAUUUGAGGAUCUGGCUUUCAACAGCUUUGAGCAGCUUUGCAUCAAUUAUGCAAAUGAGUACCUACAAUUCUUCUUCAACAGAAUCAUAUUCAGAGCUGAACAGGAGGAGUACAGCAGAGAACAAAUCCCAUGGCAAGACAUCGCAUUCAGCGACAACCAACCCUGCAUCGACCUCAUUGCCGCUAAGCCUCAUGGGAUACUGAGGAUUCUAGAUGACCAGAGCUGUUUCCCACAAGCAACAGACCACACUUUUCUCCAAAAGUGUCACUAUCACCAUGGGAACAAUCCAAUGUAUCAGAAGCCAAAGAUGCCUAUCCCAGAGUUUACCAUCAAGCACUUUGCUGGUCGGGUCACCUACCAGGUUUACAAGUUCCUUGAUAAAAACUAUGAUCAAGUCCGACAGGAUGUCCUGGACCUGUUCAUCCAGAGUAGAAAUAAGAUGGUGUCAAACCUCUUCGUGGUUCAUGCAGAGGUCAUAGGUCAGCAGAGAGGGAGUCACAUGAGGAAAAGAAGUUCAGUCACCAGAAAGUAUCAAGCUUCCACCGUCAGCAGCAAGUUCCAACAGUCCCUGCUGGAGCUGGUGGAGAAGAUGGAGAGGUGCAACCCCUUUUUUGUUCGCUGCAUCAAGCCAAAUAAUAUGAAGCAACCAGGUGUGUUUGAGGAUGACCUGGUCAGCAACCAGUUGCGACACUCUGGGGUCCUGGAGACGAUCAGGAUCCGUAAAGAGGGCUAUCCCGUUAGAAUGACAUUCUACAAUUUCCUCUUCAGGUAUAAGUCUCUCGUGGGAAUAAGAGAGCUUCCAGAACCAAAUGAAGAGAACUGCAUUAUAUUGCUCAGCAAACUGUGUCCCCUGCGACCGGGUAUCUACUAUGUUGGUGUCACAAAGUUGUUUCUAAAGGAGGAUAUCUACCAGCUGUUGGAGUGUAAAAGAGAGCGUUCCCGUCAACUUGCGGCUCUCACCUUACAGCGUUACACCCGCAUGUUCUUCGUCAGGAAACGAUUUGUUGAGUUUCGCUCCAAAAUCGUCAGAUUUGAGGCGCAUUGCCGCGGCUUCCUCGUGAGGAAGCGUUAUGUGAAAAUGAGGGCAAGUCUGGUCCGCUUCCGCUCUCUCGUCCAUAUGUACAUCAACCGCAAGCAAUACAUCAAGAUAAGGUUUGCACUUAAGAGGAAAGCUGAAGAGGAGAGGAGGAGAAGAGAGAUGGAGCUGUCGAGGAGGGAGGUGGUUAAUGUCACACACCUGGUGAUCCCUGUAGAACUGGGGGCUCUACUGCAGGCAGCAGGAGUCAAGCGGGAGCUGCAUUCAGAUUGUCUGGCUCUGCUUCAGGCUCCUCACAUCCAGGAAGAGGGUCAGCUCACUCUGCCUCUGGACAUCAACAACUACCCUUUUUAUCGUUAUGUACAGAUCCACUUCAGGGAACCAAAGUUUGGGUUGUUGAUGGCCCCUUUGGAGUCACCUUUGACCCGGUUGGAGGAGGACCUGCACAAGGAGGCUGUGGACCUAUUUAACAUGGUGUUACGAUUUAUGGGGGACCCUCACUUGAAUGGAGCACAAGAAAACAUGUUUGGGAAUUACAUCAUCCAAAAGGGUUUGUCAUCUCCAGGGUUACGAGAUGAGAUCCUGGCUCAGGUUGUCAAUCAGGUGUGGAGGAACACGAACACUGAGAACUCAGAGAGAGGCUGGCUGCUGCUGAUGGCAUGUGUUUCCUGCUUUGCACCAUCACCCAAAAUGGAUAAACAUCUGCUGAAGUUUGUGUCAGACCACUCCCCUGCAGGUUGUCAGGCGUUGCUGCAACACAGACUCAUCCAAGCCAGUCAGAAGAUGCAGCUAAGCCUAGGCUCCACACUUGAAACUGCACGAACCUACCCACUGUCACUGCUGGAGUGGACAGCCAAUAGGAAGAAGGCCAACAUGGUCUUGCACGUGCACUGUUUUGAUGGAGGGUCAUUCCUCUGUCCGGUUCAUUCAUGGACCAGUGGAGAAGAUUUAGCCGGACAUAUUCUUCGUCACAGAGGAGUGUCAGAUGGGUGCAGGGGGUGUUCAAUUUUGAUGAAGGAGCAUGGCCAGUGGGUGGAGUUAGCAGGACACGACUAUGUGAUGGACUUGAUUGCGGACCUAGAGCUCCCUUUGGACUUCCCGAAGCAGAAGAGUUACUUCAUCGUUAGCACUGACAACCCGUCUAAAGUCAGAGCUAAUACCAGCCUUACUUUGUUUGGUGGUGGCUUUGAGUCAGAUGAGGAGCUUCCUUCAUCCUUUCCUCUAAAGAGCAGCAGAACUACCUACAGCCUGCCUGAUUCUGAUGGUUACUUCAGCCAUGCAGAGUCAGAUGGGUUCAGUGAUGGUCAAACUCAGAGAGGAAUGGACCGCUACCUGGACAGCCUGUUUGACCCUGUGCUGUCAGACAAUGGAGUAGACAUGGAAAAGACUGGAGGUUUGACAGCAAGGAUGAAGGGUGGAGGAGGUAUAGGUGUCACAGGAGGACAAGGAGACAGGGAGAGUCACGCACCCCACAGCAGGCCUUAUCCACCAGGAAUACGUCCAGGAGGAUCAGAGCAGACAGUACUGACUCAGCAGCAACAAGCCAUCAUCAACCAGCAAGCUAUCAUUCUGGCCCAGCAGAUGACCAUGCAGGCCAUUGCAAUCCAGCAGCAGAUGUUAUCUUCCUUCCCUCCUGUUGCUCCAGCUCCGCAGUCACCACCCUCACAUCAUCACACACACAUGCCCCAGCGCUCACACACACCUAGUCCUACCAAAGAGAACGAGGAGCCGCACAAGCCCAGUCCUGCUGCUGUUCAGCGGAAAACAAGUCCAACACGAGGCCCACCCCCUGAGGAUGUGGUCCGAUCCAGUGUGAGUAACACGGAGCGCAUCGACCCCAGCCAUGACAUUAAAGAUAUCAUCAAACAACACCAGCCUGCAGGAACAACAUCUUCCACUGGGUCGUUCUCACAAAAGAAAAGUGACGGAAAGAUGUUUGUGAAGAAACCAGAUCCUCACGAUGAAGCUAUGGAGAUCCUUAAAGAUCAAAUGACAAACCCACCACAACCUUCUCAGAAAAAGCUGCAGCCCACCAAACAAAAAGAAGAUGGAGGAAUGAAGGUUACAAAGGCAACCAAGCCUCGACCUGCAGGGCCAACCAGCCCCACCAUGACCCCCUCCCAUCCUCCAGUCUCUAGAGAGUUACCAGUAGAGGAGGAGCCCAUUCAGACUCAACUACACAGCACAACUGGGGAUGAAUAUUACACUUACUCCAACGUCCCAUGGAAACUCUACAUGAGGAAGGAGGUUUUCUAUCCAAAAGAAACCUUGAACAAUCCUCUGAUGCUGGACCUGAUCUUCAGACAGAUUGUUCAUGACAUCUUUUCUGAGGCUUGUAUCCGCAUCACCCAGGAAGAAAGACAAAAGAUGAAAGCCCUGUUUGCACAAAACAAGGUGGAACCGGCUUCAGAAAUACCAGAUGAGAAUGUGAAGAAGAAGGUGGUCGCCAUGGCCAAAGACUCAUGGGAGAUCUACUUCUCCCGUCUAUUCCCUGCCUCUGGCAGUGUGGGGACAGGCGUGCAGGUGUUGUCAGUGUCUCAUAAAGGGAUCAAGUUGCUGAAGUUGGUGAAGAGCAGCUCUACAGCUUCAGACUACUUCAGAGUGCUAAGACCUUACAGCUACUCGGACAUCCUGUUUGUGUCUAUUCCAUCUACGAACAUGCUGGAGUUCAACCUGACGAAUGAGAAGUUGAUCCUGUUCUCUGCCAAGGCUCCGCAGGUCAAACACAUGAUCGACUACUUCCUCACAGAGCUUAAGAAGGACUCCGAGUACGUAGUGGCGGUGAGGAACUAUAUCACUGAUAACAGGACUCAGCUCAGCUUUCACAAAGGGGACAUCAUCAGACUACAGCAUAUGGAUGGGCUGGAGGCGGGCAAACGUUAUGGCUGCAUUGUGAGGAAGAAGGUCAUGCUACUGGAGGAGCUGAAGAGGGAGACUCCUGAGUUUGGGUGGCGGUUCGGGGCUGUGUAUGGAAAGUCAGGAGUGUUUCCCAGCGAUUACGUCCAUCCUGUGGCUGCUCCAGACUUUUUAGUUCUGCCUCCUGAACGCGUGGAGCCUCGUGACCGACAGGGACGAGUUGCUGCAUCAGCUGCUGUUGCCGUGGCAAUGGGCUCAGCUGUAGCAGCUCAUGAACUCGACCUCUCAACAGAGGUGGUAAAUGAGAUGUAUGGGGAUAAUGUCAGUGUCGAAGUAGAUGUGCCUCUGCAAAGUGGACAGUAUCACAUGACUGAGUUUGCCAAGAAGUACUUCAGAGAAGCACAGAAGAACAGGAGUGACCAGAAAGCAAAAAAGGGCAAGGAGGGCAGGGAUCCUGCAGAUAUGAUCAAGUUCUCAAAGUCUCCAGUCCAGGAGUCUCUGAUUGACUUCUCAGAUGGUGGGAUGAACAGAGUGGCUGCUGACAUCUUCUUAGCUAUAAUGAAGUUCAUGGGAGACUUUCCACUGAAAGGCCAGACUGAGCAAGACCUGGUCACCACUAUACUUAAGUUAAGUGCCGACCAUGGACUGAUGAAGGAUGAAGCCUACUGCCAAGUGACGAAGCAAGUCACCUCCAACACCAGCUCCAAACCAGACAGUUGCCAGAGAGGGUGGAGAUUGAUGUACAUCCUCACUGCUUUCCAUCGCUGCUCCGACGUCAUGAAGCCGUUUCUGCUCAAGUUUCUGCAGGAAGCCUGUGACACUCCUGGGAUGCCGUACCAAGGUAUUGCCAAGGCGUGCGAGCAGAAUCUGAGAAGGACUUUCCAAUAUGGCGGACGUGUGCAGUAUCCUAACAGCAUGGAGCUUAAAGCUAUGCUGGCUGGGCGGAGCUCCAAGAGACAGCUGUUCCUGCUCCCAGGUGGGAUCGAAAGGCACUUGAAAAUCAAGACAUGCUCUGUCGCUCUGGAUGUGAUUGAAGAGCUUUGCUUCGAGAUGGGGCUGCAGAGGUUGGAGGCCUUGGAUGAAUAUGCCGUCUUUUUGGUCACACACAGAGGUCAGAAUGUGCGCCCCCUCAACAAGCGCGAGUACAUCCUGGACAUUGCUACAGAGGCAGAGCCGGUGGAUGCCAACUACAGUCUUUGGUUCAGAAGAGUCAUUUGGAGUUUGGCUCUUAAACUUGACAAUGAGCUGUAUGUCACCAUGCACUAUAACCAGGUGUUGCCAGAUUAUCUGAAGGCUUUGCUGAGUGUGGUUCCUCAGGGACAGAUCAGUGAACAGCAUCUGCAGCAGACUGCCAGACUGGCAGCACUACAGCAUCGUGCCAAGGACACCGUCUACCUGCCCACCAUGCACGAGGUGCAGGAGUGUGUCCCCCCACAGUUUUACAGCAAACAGGGCUCACAGCACUGGCUGAAUAUGGCAACGCAGCACAUGCAGCAGAUCCAGCCUUUGAACCCGCACCAGGCCCGUGCACAGUUCCUUGGUCUGGUCAGUGCCUUCCCCAUGUUUGGCUCCUCCUUCUUCUACAUCCAGAGUUCCAGCUCCUCCUCCAUUUAUGCCCCCUGCAUCCUGGCUGUUAAUCUAAACGGGCUCCACUUUCUUAACAAAGAUACUCACGAGGCCAUGGUGCGUUUCCCUCUGAAGGAAGUCCAGUCAACUCGCACCCAAAGACCAACUUCAGGCUCCAGUUACCCCUAUGUGGAGAUCAUGAUUGGAGACCUGCUCAACCAGCGCAUCACACAGCUACAACUGGAGCAGGGCUUGGAGCUGUGUCGAGUCAUUGCCAUGCACAUGGAGAACAUGUUGUCGCUCAGAGAAAAGAGACUCACCUUGCCACCAAGUGAAAUCACCUUGCUUUAGCUCAGUGAUGCAGAUAAAUACACACAGAAAUAACAUUUUAAUGCCUUAUAAGUGCACUAUUUCUACCUCUGUUUGUAAAAUAGAAUAUUUUGAUAUGUAAUUGCAAUGUUCACAUGAAGAAUGUAUGUUGAUCUAAUUCAUGAAUCUAAAAAGAAUCAAAAUAUACUCAUCAUGUCAUUGCCUCAGUGAUGCAUUUUCAGGAGUAACUGAGUCAGACUUGACUCACUGUCUCAUUCAUCAGUUUGACUUUUUGUCCAGAAAGAUUAAGGAUGCGGUUUCUGCUUCAUACACAGAAAUGUGCAUGUUGAGUAACAAACAUGUCAAAAUGAUACAUAAUUUUUCUUUAGAUUUGGACCUACACAUAAGAUCAGUCUCAUAAAUCACACAAGAAUGUGUUCUUGUUUUUUCAAAGCUGCAUUUCCAUAUAAAAAGGAAACAAGAGAAAGCCACCAUCAAACUGAAUUCUCAUUGUCCUCUUUUGCAUAAAAUCAAGAUCAAAGUACCGACAGGGAAAAAUACAUCCAAGGAACCAAGUGUUAGCACAUAAAGUUUAAGGCCACAUGCCUGAAGAGUUUGCACUAAGUUUGUGUUUAUUUAUACAAUGCAUAUCUUGUAAAUAACUCAUGUACAUAAUGUAUGUGAU